AGGGAUCUGCCGAGGUGGUAAGAUGGUUAGUUAGGAAAGGAGCAGAUGUUAACAAAACAAAUGUUUGGCUUGAAACCCCUCUUCAUUGUUCAGUUAAAAGGAGAUGUGAGUCGGAAGAAAGUCAAGUAUCAAUAGUUAACUAUUUGAUCAAACAUGGAGCAGAGGUGAAUGUUUGUGAUGAGAAUGAUUUAACCCCCCUAAUGUUGGCUGCCCAGAAGGGAUUUCUAGAGAUCUGUCGAAUAAUCUUGAAAAAGGAUUCUUCAAUCCUGAAUAUGAAAGCUGAGGAUGGAGCUACAGCUUUAAUGUUAGGAUGUCAGGGUGGAGAGGUUGAAGUUGUUGAGCUGCUACUAGAUGCUGGAGCUGAGGUCAAUCAUGCUGCUCAGGAUAAAACGAUGGCGGUACAUCUAGCAUCUGCAGCGAAGAAAAACAGUUGUACCCUGCUCAGAUUAUUGCUCCCUAAGACUGACAUGAAUAUGGUGUAUUCUGCUUGUACGAGUACUGGAGAUACAACAUGUGUUAAGAAAACUGGUUUAUCACUCCUUUCUCCUUUUCAUCUGGCGAUAGAUUGGGAGAAUUAUCAGAGUUUAGGGUUGCUUUCUGAGUAUUUAUCUCCUUCCCGAUUUCAAAUCCCUAUAGAAGAAUGCCCAGUUCACAGUGAAUACUGCUCACACUUUCAGAUGAAAAGAUGCAGGAUGUUUGAAUAUUGUUCUAAAGACCCGCUCUCCCAUCUACUCAGCGUCUCCAACCUUCCACUGAAUACCACUAGUUUAAUUGAUUCUCUUUGGUCAGAUGAUAAUACUUCCGGUUCACUUCCUCCAUUUAUAGCUCUACUUAUAGGUUCUAGAGAAGGAGAUUCAAAUAUUUACAAGAAUGGGGAUAUUCGGAGACAAACACUAAGAUAUCUUAUAGAACGUGGAGAAAGGAUAAAGGAGAAGGAUAUUCUACCCAUAGUUCUCCUUAGUCCUGUAUCUGGCCUGUUUGGAUUAAUACAGGAGGGUCUAAUCAGUCCUUUAUCCUUGAUUAAUCAGCGUAUGCUUGACUCUAUCAGACAGCUGAUAAAUCAAGAAACCUACAUGAGAUGGUCUGGUUUCAGCUCACAGAACUCAACAUACCUAAGGUUGAAGUGUUGGACAAGCUGUAUAAACAGUUCUUCACACCCGCCUCUCUUCAAUCCAUCGCUAGAACUUCAAUUCAUCAAUCCAUUUAUAAAUAUUCAGUCUCCAGUUCAAUCACACGACCAGUCACUUGAGAGAAGACCUGAAGAUGACGGCCCCCCUGCAUCUAUUAACAAGGUUGAACCUGCCUCCAAGUAUGGUCGAGUAUCUUCUCUUCAAUAACUUAGAUAUCAACAAGGUCGUCAGUGCUAACAGGCAAACCUGGAAAUCUAUUCAUGAGCUCACAUCAACGAUUUGAUCCAGCUUGACUUUAAGGGACUGUGAGCGUAAUUUCAAGUGACCCUCCAAGCAAUGUUGGCAAUGCCCGAUUUACAACGGUACCCUUGAAGACUUUGUCUCAUCCACGUAGAUAUCAAAGGUUUUGUUUCUUUAAACGGUUUAUUUCCGUUAGCUUUUUCUCAAGGAAAGUGAAUUGCGCAUUUAUGCUUAUAAGAAAGACUGGAUAAACUCGCGGAAAUGAACACUUUUUGUGUCAGGCAAACAACGGUAUCUUCCACAUGUUUGAUCAGAUUAUGAUGUCAGGAGUAUAACCGUCGUAAAUCGGGCAUUGACAUCUUUGUAUGGAGGGUCACUUAUAAUUACGCGUACAGUCCCAUUAAACAAUCACGUUAAAAGUUCUAUGUUUGAUGGAUUGGGUACAAAAUACCUAAUUAAAAUUGUUCAAAUGCCCGAAGGUAUAUAUAUAUACACAACUACAAAACUCUGAAUAUCUACUGCGUCUAGAACUGGCUGGUGUGCCGAGCGUAAUGGGCAGAGCUGAGAUGAUUGAGUUUUUUAGUUUAGGGCAAUUAUUUAUAUCUUCUGGUAUUCUGUAAUUUGUAUUCACUCGAUUUUGUAAUUGAAUACUAAUAUAAACUUUCCGAUAGAAAGUAAAUAAUAAAGUACAACAUGUAUUUUAUGCAAACUGUUGUAAAAACUUGAGGAAAUGAAGUUAAAAGAUUUGUUUUCAGAAAAA
Messenger RNA from Eurytemora carolleeae, 2130 nucleotides. RefSeq lists its product as uncharacterized. The record is from RefSeq and is a predicted model, not a curated record. The transcript has 18 exons. Lineage: Eukaryota; Metazoa; Arthropoda; Copepoda; Calanoida; Temoridae. Bases 201 to 1337 code for a protein of 378 amino acids. Gene Ontology annotation, molecular function: protein binding.